GGCGGGGCGAUCCUUCUGCGCAGCUGCCAGAGCCUUUAAACCCCCGCUCGCACGGUCGCAGCGUGCUGUCGCCGCCCGGGAGCUGACCGGCCGUCCGCUUCUCGAUCCCCCCACCCCUUUCUGCUCCCCGCGUCCCCGCCCUCGGCGCCUCGCGACCCCGGCUCGCCUCCACUCGGCGCCGCGAUCCCGGGCCAUGCCCCGCUACGAGUUGGCUUUGAUUUUGAAAGCCAUGCGGCGGCCAGAGACAGCUGCUGCUUUGAAACGUACACUAGAAUCCCUGAUGGACCGAGGAGCCAUAGUGAGGAACCUGGAAAACCUUGGUGAGCGCAUACUUCCUUACAAGAUCUUCAGCCAUGGCCAGCAGCACAGCAGAGGCGGGUAUUUCUUGGUGGAUUUUUAUGCCCCAACAAGUGCUGUGGAAAGCAUAUUGGAUCACUUGGCUCGAGACAUUGAUGUGGUUAGACCAAAUGUUGUGAAACAUCCUCUGACCCAGGAAGUAAAAGAAUGUGGUGGCAUAGUCCCAGUCCCACUUGAAGAAAAACUGUAUUCAACAAAGAGGAGGAAGAAGUAAGAAGAUUUUCCGGAUUUCGGCCUUAUAUCGAAUCCUAAGUGCACAUCGGGUACUGAUAGGUUAUUUUCUAGGAUGCCCAUGCCCAUGCCCCUUCUGCUGCAGGAGGUGGGAACUGCUCGCUGAGACCUGCCCUGGCAUCUCCAGUGCCUACAGACCAAUCUUGGUUUCAUUAGCAUUGUGUAAUUGUCAGUAGGGUGUCCACCUUACCGCUGCAGCAUUUGGAGAGAAAAUUGUUUGUUAUUCAUACUUGAAUGUCUUGCAAAACUAAUUUGAAAGCAGAGAGCAGAGUAAUAAACAUGACUUUACCAAUC
Peromyscus eremicus (cactus mouse) is the source of this 882-nucleotide messenger RNA. It is a transcript of the gene Mrps6, whose product is annotated as mitochondrial ribosomal protein S6. NCBI's taxonomy places the organism in Eukaryota, Metazoa, Chordata, Mammalia, Rodentia, Cricetidae. Gene Ontology annotation, molecular function: structural constituent of ribosome; small ribosomal subunit rRNA binding. Gene Ontology annotation, cellular component: mitochondrial small ribosomal subunit; ribosome. The record is from RefSeq and is a predicted model, not a curated record. Gene Ontology annotation, biological process: translation. The transcript has 3 exons. The coding region runs from base 194 to 571 and encodes 125 amino acids.